AUGAAUGGGGUCAUCGGCCAGGUGGUGCACGGCACGGGUGGAGUCGUCGGCCAGGUGGUGCACGGCACAAGCAGGGGCAUUAAUGUGGUCAUUGGCCAGGUGGUGCACAUGAUCGCGUCAGGCUGCGCACCAGGGUUUCGAGCCGGCACGCCACCGCUGACCGCCGCCUUCCUGUUCCGUGCCGGCAGAGAUCUAGGCGAGUACAUCCGCGUUUGCGUCGCCGACGCCUUCCGGCAUGAGGAGCGCAGCUCGGUCGAUGAAAAGGCCUGCAGGCAGCAGCUGGAGAGCCUAUCGAGGAUCGCCAACAACCACCACCUCCACAGCGCCCGGCGGAGCGGCACAGGCACGGGCUCGGGCCUGAGCGUGGACCAGUGCCACCAGCUGAUGACCAACGAGUUCCUGCAGCAGCUGGAGACGCUGGACCAGGGCUGGAUGAAGCGCAUCUCGCUGUCGGUGGGCGCACGGAAGUGAACGCGGACCUCGCUAGUGCGGCCCGCAGCCGCUAGGUAGACUGUGUGCGGUGCGCGUGGACUGGCAGACGGGACGUGCGGAGUGCGGCGCGGCCUGACCGGCCCCGCGAGCAGUGCGUGUCUGUGUCUGUAACCCGGCCGA
This is a messenger RNA of Pollicipes pollicipes, 612 nucleotides long. RefSeq names its product ubiquinol-cytochrome-c reductase complex assembly factor 2. Bases 1 to 471 code for a protein of 156 amino acids. Gene Ontology annotation, biological process: mitochondrial respiratory chain complex III assembly. The record is from RefSeq and is a predicted model, not a curated record. The transcript has 3 exons. Gene Ontology annotation, cellular component: mitochondrial matrix. NCBI's taxonomy places the organism in Eukaryota, Metazoa, Arthropoda, Thecostraca, Pollicipedomorpha, Pollicipedidae.